AUGGAGCAUCUGGUCUGCCUCGCUUGUCAUGUGAAUUUCACCAACCAAAGGUUCCCAGGUAUUGGUCGGAAACCUUUAGACUGGGAGACCCGGCUGAAAAUUGCGGUAGGUGCAGCAAGGGGUGUUGCUCACAUCCAUAGACAAGAUGGUGAGAAGCUUGUGCAUGGAAAUAUAAAAUCCUCAAACAUUUUCUUCGAUGGGCAAAAUUACAGCAUUGUCGGUGAUGCUGGAUUGGCGAAACUAAUGCGUCCAAUCAGAAGGUCAGCUGUCAGGGAUCCUCACUACUAUCCUGCGGAAGUUACAGACACCAGGAAGGUGUCUCAAGCUUCUGAUGUCUACAGCUUUGGCGUUGUGCUGCUUGAACUUGUCACAGGACGGACAUCUUCUCAAACAACCACGGAUGGUGGUGAUGUCAUCUCACUAGUUAACUGGAUUCAGUCUGUUGUUCGCGAAGAAUGGACUCUUGAAGUGAUUGACGUAGAACUUCUGAGGUAUCCAAGUGAGACGGAAGCAAUGGUACAAGUGUUGCAAAUAGGACUGGACUGUGCUGUCACUGUCCCCGAGCUCAGACCAAGAAUGGCUCAAGUGGUGAGAAUGUUGGAGGAAAUCAGUGGCAUCGAACCAGCCGAUGAAUCAAGAUUGGAGGAUCGAUGGGAGCAACCAACCGUUGAAUCAAUAUUGGAAGAUCUAUUGGAGGAUUUGUUGCCCACUCUUACACCAUAA
Messenger RNA from Sesamum indicum (sesame), 723 nucleotides. The record is from RefSeq and is a predicted model, not a curated record. NCBI's taxonomy places the organism in Eukaryota, Viridiplantae, Streptophyta, Magnoliopsida, Lamiales, Pedaliaceae.